Kazachstania africana CBS 2517 is the source of this 1047-nucleotide messenger RNA. It is a transcript of the gene AAH1, whose product is annotated as adenine deaminase. Lineage: Eukaryota; Fungi; Ascomycota; Saccharomycetes; Saccharomycetales; Saccharomycetaceae. The transcript has a single exon. Gene Ontology annotation, molecular function: adenine deaminase activity. The record is from RefSeq and is a predicted model, not a curated record. Gene Ontology annotation, cellular component: nucleus; cytosol. Bases 1 to 1047 code for a protein of 348 amino acids. Gene Ontology annotation, biological process: adenine catabolic process; hypoxanthine salvage; purine ribonucleoside monophosphate biosynthetic process.
AUGGUUGUUAGUGAGGAGUUUCUAAGAAAGUUACCAAAGUGUGAACAUCAUUUACAUAUUGAAGGUACUUUGGAACCAGAUUUAUUGUUCCCAUUAGCUGAAAGAAAUGGUGUCAAAUUACCUGAUACUUUCCCACAGACCGUGCAAGAGUUGAAUGAAAAAUAUAAGUCAUUCGCCGAUUUGCAAGAUUUCUUGAACUAUUACUACAUUGGUACCAACGUAUUAAUUACUGAAGAAGAUUUUUUCCAGUUGACCUGGGAAUACUUUAAGAAGAUUUCUAAACAAUCUGUAGUCCACACUGAAAUAUUCUACGACCCACAAUCUCACACCGAUAGAGGUAUCAAGCUUGCCACAGUGACAAAUGGUAUCAAGAGAGCUUGUGAAAAGGCAGAAAAGGAAUUUGGUAUUACUUCCAAGAUUAUCAUGUGUUUGUUAAGGCACAUCGAACCAGCCAAAUGUCUAGAAACCAUCGAGGAAGCUAAGGACUUCUUGGUCGAUGGUACCAUCACCGGUUUAGGCUUAGAUUCUGCUGAAAAGCCCUUUCCACCACAUCUUUUCGUUGAAUGUUACGAAAGAGCUAGAGAGAUUAACAAAGAUUUGAAAUUAACGGCACAUGCAGGUGAGGAAGGUAGUGCUAAAUAUGUCAGUGAUAGUUUGGAUCUUCUACAAACCACUAGAGUCGAUCAUGGUGUUAACUCUAUCCAGGAUGGGGAAUUGAUGAAAAGAUUAGCAGAUGAGCAAAUUAUGCUCACCGUCUGUCCACUAUCAAACGUCAAAUUACAAGUUGUUUCUGAUGUUAAAGAAUUACCAUUACAAAAACUUAUCGAUAAUAAUGUUCCUUUCUCAUUAAACUCGGAUGAUCCGGCUUACUUCGGUGGUUAUAUCUUAGAUAACUACUUACAGGUAGCAAAGAGUUUCCCUCAUUGGGAUUACAACGUUUGGUCACGUAUCGCUAAGAACGCAAUCAACGGUUCUUGGUGUGACGAAAAGAGAAAGUUUGAGCUUUUAGAAAGAGUUGACUCUGUUGUUCAGGAAUUCUCAAAGUGA